AUGGAGAAGCCUACGCGUAACCCGUCGGCGCUCAGCAUCUACCGGCCUGGCCUGUUCAACGGCAAAGUGGCCAUUGUUACAGGCGGUGGCACAGGAAUCGGCAAGAGUAUCGCGUAUGAGCUGGCGUUCCUGGGUUGCACCGUCGUGAUCGCGUCUCGGAACUUUGAGAGGUUGAAAGCUGCUGCAGACAAAAUUCAAGCAGACGUGAAGGCUGCCAACCCAGCGUCUGUGGGGUCGGUGUAUCCGAUUGCGUGCAACAUCCGUAGCGAAGAAGAAGUCUCGAGCAUGGUGGACGAAGCUCUUGAACGGUUCGAGCGCGUGGACUUCCUUGUGAACAAUGCUGGAGGCCAAUUCCGCUCGCUGCUGGAAGACGUGUCGCCCAAUGGAUGGAAGGCUGUCAUGGACACCAAUCUCAAUGGAACUUUUCUGAUGAUUAAGAAGGUGUUCCACGCCUACAUGAAGGAGCACGGCGGCAGCAUCGUCAAUAUUAUCAUCGUUUUGGACAAGGGCAAUCCGUGCUUAGCACACAGUGCAGCCGCUCGUGCAGGCAUUGAAAGCCUGUCCAAGUCGUUGUCGGUGGAAUGGGCUUCGUCUGGCAUCACUCUCAACUGCGUUGCGCCCGGUAUCAUCCUUUCAAGUGGUGUUGAGAACUACCCGAGCGGUGCUGAGAUGUUCGUGUAUGCGGCCGAAAAGGCCACUGCUGCUAAGAGAAUGGGCAGCGUUGAGGAGGUCUCCGCUAGUGUGCUCUACUACUUGUCCCCUGCUGGCGCUUACGUGACUGGCGACACUAUGCAUGUGGACGGAGGAUGGCACCUCAUGGGACCUCUUCUUGAUGUUCCAGGCCACGAAAACAACCGCCCGUACGGCACAUGCAAGCUGUAGGUAGAGCAACGAUGCAGAGUAAUGUUCGAAGGCUAUGAUUGCCAUUCUACUUACUUUGAUGGUCCUCAGAUAAAGCAGAGAAGACGACGUAAACUACUUUUCUUGUGAUGACA
Molecule: messenger RNA, 995 nt
Organism: Phytophthora nicotianae INRA-310
Lineage: Eukaryota; Oomycota; Peronosporomycetes; Peronosporales; Peronosporaceae
Exons: 6
Coding region: 1-882 (293 amino acids)
Biological process (GO): phytol metabolic process
Cellular component (GO): peroxisome
Molecular function (GO): trans-2-enoyl-CoA reductase (NADPH) activity
Source: RefSeq, a predicted model, not a curated record